UUUACUCAUGUGAUUACUACACACACCUGAGACCAAGUCCGCUGGUCGGAAUUCGUAAUUUCUUUGAUCUAUUUCUUAUUUCUCGUUCGUUGAUAAUUCGAAUAAAUCGUAAAAUGGGAGCAUCUGUAGCACCAGUAUUAGUAUUUACCAUAUUAUGGGGAGCAGUUGGUAUCGCUUUGCCCUGUUUCGUGCCUAAUGGAACAAAUCGUGGAAUACUACAAGUUGUUCUGAUAUUAACAUCGUUUACUUGUUGGUUGUUCUGGUUGUGUUGUUACAUGGCACAAAUGAAUCCGUUAAUUGGACCAAAGUUAUCGAACACGACUAUACUCAUGAUGGCUCAAGAAUGGGGUACACCAAUCGAAUAAUGAACAAAUAAAUAAUCUAUGUAAUAUGAAUUUCUCUGUAUAUAUAUAUACUUCAUAUAAAUUACUUAACUGAAUAUAUUCCGAGAAACUAGGGUACACCACUGUUAUAUAGGCGAUAUGCUUCUAUUUAUCAAUGUGAAAUUGAUCAUAUAUAUAUAUAUAAUUGUAAUUUUUAAGUUAAAAUAUUUGUACAAAUAUUCUUAGGCUAUAUAUGACCUAAAUAACAAGUGUCAUAUUCGUAAUACAAAUUAUUUCUCUUCAGUUAAUUGUAAGAUAUAUAACGUACAUUUUUGUCUUCGAAUUUCCAUUUACACUAGUGUUAUUAUUGUUGACACAAAAUUGUAGUAGAAAUAAUUCCGUACUUCUAAAAUGUAAUUAUUGAAAUUCUAUGUUUCAUGCUCAAGACAAAACAAAAUGGUAUUACUUUUAUUAUGAUAGCGUGUAAAUAUAUACUGCCAAAGUUGUAUUAAUGUGCAUUUAAAAUAAUUCCAUAAAAAAAAUUAGAUCAAAGUGUAUAAAAAUUACUUUACGAAAUAGAUUGAACUUCAAUUUUC
Messenger RNA from Vespula vulgaris, 919 nucleotides. RefSeq names its product V-type proton ATPase subunit e 2-like. NCBI's taxonomy places the organism in Eukaryota, Metazoa, Arthropoda, Insecta, Hymenoptera, Vespidae. The transcript is spliced from 4 exons. The coding region runs from base 114 to 365 and encodes 83 amino acids. Gene Ontology annotation, biological process: proton transmembrane transport. The record is from RefSeq and is a predicted model, not a curated record. Gene Ontology annotation, cellular component: plasma membrane proton-transporting V-type ATPase complex; proton-transporting V-type ATPase, V0 domain. Gene Ontology annotation, molecular function: proton-transporting ATPase activity, rotational mechanism.